This is a messenger RNA of Venturia canescens, 1069 nucleotides long. RefSeq names its product proteasome alpha7 subunit (gene Prosalpha7). Gene Ontology annotation, biological process: ubiquitin-dependent protein catabolic process; proteasomal protein catabolic process. Lineage: Eukaryota; Metazoa; Arthropoda; Insecta; Hymenoptera; Ichneumonidae. The record is from RefSeq and is a predicted model, not a curated record. Gene Ontology annotation, cellular component: nucleus; proteasome core complex; proteasome core complex, alpha-subunit complex. The transcript has 4 exons. Bases 141 to 908 code for a protein of 255 amino acids.
UCGUUUAUUCUGUGAUUCUGUUCUGUGACAAUUGUAAUUUUGAUUUUCGCCUAUUCACGCCGCAAUAGCGUAUACAAAAAAACAAUUAUUUUUUUCUCUUUUAUAAUUAAGAGUAAUUUUUCUGAAAAUAUCUCGUCGAGAUGAGCUCCAUCGGGACUGGGUAUGAUCUUUCGGCAUCUCAAUUUUCGCCGGACGGACGUGUUUUCCAAGUGGAAUAUGCACAAAAAGCAGUUGAAAACAGCGGGACCGUGAUUGGGUUACGAGGCAAAGAUGGGGUUGUUUUUGCCGUAGAGAAACUAAUCACGUCAAAGUUGUACGAGCCAGGCGCAAAUAAGCGCAUAUUAAACAUCGAUCAACACGUAGGAAUGGCUGUUUCCGGUCUAAUUUCGGAUUCUCGACAAAUUGCUGAAACCGCAAGAUCCGAAGCUGCCAGUUAUCGAACUCAAUAUGGAAUUGGCAUUCCUGUAAAAUAUUUAAACGACCGAGUAGCAAUGUACAUGCAUGCCUACACUCUCUACUCUUCGGUGAGGCCUUAUGGAUGUGCUGUCAUCCUUGGUGCUUGGGACGAACUCGAGGGACCGGCAAUGUACAUGAUCGACUCUUCAGGAGUAUCUUACGGUUAUUACGGAUGUGCUAUAGGCAAAGCAAAGCAAUCGGCAAAGACGGAAAUCGAGAAACUCAAACUUGCCGAUAUGACGUGCAAGGAGUUGGUGAAAGAAGCAGCGCGCAUUAUCUAUUUGGUACACGACGAGUUGAAAGACAAACAAUUCGAACUGGAGAUGAGCUGGGUUGGUGCACACACUAGAGGAAAACACGAACGUGUACCGCAAGAAAUCAAGGCUGAGGCGGAAUCGAAAGCUCGUCAAGCGAUGGCCGAAGAUUCCGACAGCGAUACCGAAGACAUGUGAAAAUCUUAAGUGGAACAAUAUUUCGAUCUUUUUAUUCCGAUACACCAACGUCAUCAGAAUUGUAUUCGAAUAACGAUCGAGCUGCGUUAUUACAUAAGUCAUUUAAGCUUUUUGUCACUGGUAAGAUAAACAAAUUAAAGAGGUACACUUUUUUUUCUUUA